Messenger RNA from Adineta ricciae, 327 nucleotides. The record is from the annotation of a GenBank genome assembly. NCBI's taxonomy places the organism in Eukaryota, Metazoa, Rotifera, Eurotatoria, Adinetida, Adinetidae.
AUGACUAUUACUACUUUAAUUAUUCUGAGAAUAAUACACGUUCCCGAUCUAAUUUAUUGGACGGCUGUCGCUGAUAAAUGUAUUGCUAAUUUUGAACGGUCUCUUCUAUUGAUUUACAGCCGGUUCAACACACUACCCCACUAUCUCGAAACAUUUGCUAUUACAAUUCUAAUCAUUCGCGUAGCACGAAGUCAAAGCAAAGGCACUGGAAAUGUUCCAAAUCAUGUUGAUUACAAAGAAGAAGUUCUAUCUCGCACCGACUAUUGGGUCCAAUGUUUGAUUUACAAUGGUUUGUACGCGCAGAUAACAGUCAACAACUUAAUUUAA